GAAGCCACUAGAUGUCAGCUUUGUCAUCCUUUAAAGACCUCUGUUGAUUGACGUGUGGACAAGAGAAUUGUUAUUUCUUUCACAUGGUAUGGAAUGUAAAUUGUUGCUAUCUAUUUUUAUUUUAGUUUGCUCAUCUAGAUUUGUUGUUUAUUUAUUUGUUUUUUGCACAUGUUGCAAAAGUCAGUGUAAUGUAGAUUUUUGUUAUUAUGUCUGUUAUUUCUGUAUUUCAUUUUGUUCCACACUUUUCAAUACGUUGCAAGACAUUUUGCCAUCAAAGAGGUUCCACAGGCUUUAAAAACUAGAGCAACUUCAUGACCCUGAGGGGUCAUUUAGUUUCCUCCUCAACACGCUACCUCUGUAUUUGCCCAACAGUGGAGAAAUGUGGCGUGUCACCACAGCAACAAUAAAAGCCAGGCAGAUGUAACUAUUCGUGCACGUUUUUCCAGGAUUUGGUUUCUUGUUGAGUCUGAAUACAAAUGAUUGGAAUGUGGCCAAAAUUCAAAAGACAGCGAAACGAAAAGGAUGACAUCAAAUGCAGAGCAACUCCCUCCUCACUAAUGAUCAAUGUGCUAACAGAGAAAUAGGGAAAUAGAACCAAAGUACGUGCACAAAGAAAGUUAGACUUCAUGUCCGUGUUCAACUUUCAAAUGAGCAGUGAUUUGCAAGCUGCAGCUUUCACAUGCAAAUCCUGGAGAGAACACCAGAGUGGCCCUUCUGGUCUCCAGUCCGGUGCACAAAAUGAGGACCACAGCUGCUGCCGUGUGAAUGAAUGGAUGCGUUUGAUGUAAUUCAAUUCUUCUGGAUUAAAUUCUGAGAGACUCUCCGAUGAAUGAUCAGCAGGUUUCUGUCCUCACCCCACUCUGACACAUUUUUCCCUUCGUGGUAUCGGUCGCCUCGGAGAUGUUUCCUCUUCCUAGGGAGGGGAUCUUGGCAGCGGCAGGCAGGCCUAUAAGUCAGAGUUGACAUCAGGGGUGAAAUGUAAAACAGGAGGCGGGUAGCAUGUGAAGUGGAGAGCCCACCAACAUAACUCGCUCUUCGCGUCACAGAAAAGCAGCAACUGCAUGGCUCAUCCCGUCGUCCCUAUUGCACUGCUGGUGCUCGGACUGGUGGCCGUCCUGCUCCUCACGGUGCCCACUAAGGACCUGCAGCAGGCCCCGGGGUUCAUGUACGGGAUUGUCCUGGAUGCAGGGUCGUCACAUACAUCUCUGUACGUAUACAAGUGGCCCGCUGACAAGCACAACGGCACCGGCGUCGUCACGCAGCACAGUGAAUGUCAUGUGGCUGGGGGAGGAAUCUCCAGCUAUGCCGGCCAACCAGGAGGAGCUGGAAAGAGUCUGGAGAUGUGCUUAGACCAGGCAUUGCAGGACGUUCCCACUGAGAGGCACCAGGUGACUCCUGUGUACCUUGGAGCAACAGCUGGAAUGAGACUUUUGCAAAUCUCAAGUCCGCUGGAGACGGCUCGCAUCAUAAGUGAAGUGGGUCACAAAAUCCAGUCCUACCCUUUCAGCUACCAGGGGGCGGCCAUUUUGAGUGGUCAAGAGGAAGGAGCGUACGGAUGGGUCACUGUCAACUACCUUUUAGAGAACUUUAUUAAGUAUGGACUGGUGGGACGCUGGCUUAGCCCGAACAGACCCACAGUGGGUGCUCUGGAUUUGGGAGGAGCCUCCACCCAAAUAACAUUUGAGACGCAGGAGAAGGUGGAAGAUGAGUCCGACCACAUGAAGCUACGUCUGUACGGUCAGGAAUACAUUCUCUACACGCACAGCUUCCUCUGCUACGGCCAGGAUCAGCUUCUCAAGAGGCUGCUGGCCCACGUUGUGAAGUCUCAGGGUUAUUCUGCGACAGUGUCUCACCCGUGCUACCCGUAUGGACACAAAAGAUCUAUCAAGUUUGACGAUAUUUUCAACUCUCCCUGCACAAGAAAAUACAAACCCAGCGACUACAAUAGCCACUUCUCAGUUCUACUGCAAGGCGAAGGAAAUUAUGACCGCUGUAUGGGCAACGUGACCGAGCUCUUCUCCUUUGACAACUGUCCGUUCUCCAAGUGCUCCUUUGAUGAAGUCUUCCAGCCUAAAGUCAGUGGUCACUUCAUGGCAUUUGCUGCAUUCUUCUACACUCACUCCUUCCUCCAUCAUGUGAUUAAUAUGGACGUGAGAACACCUUUGGAAAUGCAAAAGGCAGCAGAACUUGUUUGCAGUAUGACAUUUCAUCAGAUGCUGCAACUGGCUCCAGAGCAGCAGUUUCGUCUGCAAGACUACUGUGCAUCCUCUGUGUUCAUCCAGAUCCUCAUGCUGCGAGGUUAUGGCUUUGACGACACAUCAUUCUCACGGAUUGCCUUCCAAAAGAAGGCUGGAGAUGCAUCUCUGGGGUGGGCCCUUGGCUACAUGCUGACUCUGAGUAACUUGCUGCCGGCAGAGCAGGUGGAGCUCAGGAAGGCCUUCAGCCCAGGAGUGUGGGGAACACUUGUGCUUUUUGUCGUCGCUUACCUGGUCGCAACAUUGGCUUUCAUUGUUCAUCUUAUGUACAAAAUGAGGAAGACAGAAAGCAGCGAAGGCACUUUGUAGACCCAGACACAACAACAGAACAGCCCAGAUUUGCACUUCACAGAAAUACAUGGUUGACCGUCUUUUCUAUGUCUGGAUUAAAGCGCUAGAUGUCUCAAAUGUAAUGUAAUGUGAAAGACAUCGCUACCACGGAUGGUGAAGGUCAAAGUGUGCCAUUAUGACAAGCACAAUGAUUUCUUUCCCGGAGAUGAAGUGAGAAGACUUUUUUUCAGAAACCAUUUCAGGUAGAUCUGGUAAUUCGAGUCAUAUUUUUAUCCUCACGGCUGCCAUUCCUUGUGGCAUUUGUGGCCUGACUUUCAUGUUUGUAGAAUGUGAUAUAAAGCCUUUAAAAUACUUUCAACUUUCGACUGACUGAAAGUGGAAGCUUGAGUUUGUCUUUCCUGGUGAGCAACUUGUAAUAUUUGAUGACUCAAGAACGUAAUGUUUUUUUGUUUUUUCUUUUAAUGUCAUUGAUGACAAUAAAGAUUUCAAUGUCAGUUUAUAUCAGAUGAAAGUUAGAGUGAAAUAGCUCAGACCUACUUUAAACCAUAAGAAAACAGUAGUUUAAAAAAAACAUUUUUAACAUAAAUUA
Synchiropus splendidus (mandarinfish) is the source of this 3135-nucleotide messenger RNA. It is a transcript of the gene entpd2b, whose product is annotated as ectonucleoside triphosphate diphosphohydrolase 2b. The record is from RefSeq and is a predicted model, not a curated record. Bases 1062 to 2564 code for a protein of 500 amino acids. NCBI's taxonomy places the organism in Eukaryota, Metazoa, Chordata, Actinopteri, Syngnathiformes, Callionymidae. The transcript has 9 exons. Gene Ontology annotation, biological process: nucleoside diphosphate catabolic process. Gene Ontology annotation, cellular component: plasma membrane. Gene Ontology annotation, molecular function: UDP phosphatase activity; GDP phosphatase activity.